Messenger RNA from Notothenia coriiceps (black rockcod), 946 nucleotides. RefSeq names its product suppressor of G2 allele of SKP1 homolog. The record is from RefSeq and is a predicted model, not a curated record. The coding region runs from base 80 to 307 and encodes 75 amino acids. Lineage: Eukaryota; Metazoa; Chordata; Actinopteri; Perciformes; Nototheniidae. Gene Ontology annotation, molecular function: protein-folding chaperone binding. The transcript is spliced from 2 exons.
GCAUUCUUAACACUGCUUACCUUCUCCAUCAGAUGACUACCCAUCAUCAUCCCAAGGCGCACGCAAAUGGGACAAGAUAAUGGUGGACAUCGGCGAGGAGGAGAAGAAUGAGAAGCUGGAGGGAGACGCAGCGCUCAACAAGCUCUUCCAACAGAUCUACUGCGAUGGAACAGACGAGGUCAAACGAGCCAUGAACAAGUCCUUCAUGGAGUCGGCGGGAACAGUCCUGAGCACCAACUGGACCGAUGUGGGCAAGAGAAAAGUGGAUAUGAACCCACCGGACGACGUAGACUACAAGAAGUACUGAGCACCUCUCUCCCUCCUCCUCUCUGCCUCUCUUUGUUUGACAUCAUCUUUCUUCACAUCUGUCCGACGGGAGUCCUUGUUGCCAUGCAGUCUCGGUGGCGGUCCUCUUCCCAACCCCUCAGUUGUGCUCCGGUGUUUUCACUAAGUGCUGUGUUCCCACUUUUCACUCCUGGCCCACUCUCUGCAAUAACUCGCCUAGUAUGAAAAAUCUGUUGAACAGAUUGAUUUGCAGAUUUUUUUUAAAGGCCAAAGGAAAGUCUGAAUUCAAAUGUGACUGACAGACAUGAAAUUCUCCAAUUCCACUUUCCCAUCACUCUCCCCUCCUCUGCUCUGCUUUUCCUGGUUUUCUCAAAUAAUAAACGCCCGCAGCCUUUCUAGUCGGGAGCCUUUUACAAGUUCCUAUUAUCAACACUUGUAUAAAAAUGUAAAAGAAAAUCAGAACAACUUGAGAUGUUUAAAUGAUAACUAUGAUUGCAUUUUUUUGCUCCUGCAGUUUCCUUUCUCUACGCUCAGUAAAAAGUCAACAGCAACACUCUGACUUGUUGGGAAUGUUGUGUGACACGUCAGCUUAGCACCAGUCGUUCCUUCAGUGUGAUUCAAGCUUCAGUGUAAAUAAAAGAUUUGUUGUUUGGCUCACAAA